Messenger RNA from Manihot esculenta (cassava), 1398 nucleotides. RefSeq names its product endonuclease 4. NCBI's taxonomy places the organism in Eukaryota, Viridiplantae, Streptophyta, Magnoliopsida, Malpighiales, Euphorbiaceae. Gene Ontology annotation, molecular function: endonuclease activity; nucleic acid binding. The transcript has 9 exons. Bases 174 to 1133 code for a protein of 319 amino acids. Gene Ontology annotation, biological process: DNA catabolic process. The record is from RefSeq and is a predicted model, not a curated record.
CAAAAGAUCAGGUUGUUGGGUAUGUAAGUUGGUUGGAAGUAGAACGCGGCCUUGUGGAGGGGCCAUGCCAGAUGCUUCCCCUUGAGCUUUUCAUUUCGCCUUGAAAUAUACUUUCUGUUCGUUGAUUUUCUUAUAAAUUUAGUUGUACCUGUCAAUUUUUUGGUUCAACAGAAAUGGGUGGUGGGUCUGGGCUGUGGUGGGUUGGAAGGGUGCUUGUUCUCGUCCAAUUGGUUACUGGAAUUCUGGGCUGGGGAAAGGAAGGUCACUAUGCGGUUUGCAAGAUAGCAGAGGAGUAUUUAACUGAAGAUGCAGUAGCUGCAGUCAAGGAAUUGCUUCCGGAUUCUGCUGAAGGUGACCUUGCAGCUGUUUGCUCCUGGCCUGAUGAGAUCCGGUUCCACUAUCGCUGGAGUAGUGCUUUGCACUAUAUUGAUACACCAGAUUUCAAGUGUAAUUAUCAAUAUUGUAGGGAUUGUCACGACUCUGCUGGUCUAAAAGACAGAUGUGUAACUGGAGCAAUUCUCAACUACACAAACCAACUUACAUCAGUAUAUCAGAAUUCCAAUUCAGUGUUCCAGUACAAUUUAACAGAGGCGCUCAUGUUUUUAGCCCAUUUUAUUGGAGAUGUCCAUCAGCCCCUGCAUGUUGGUUUCACUGGAGAUUUGGGUGGAAAUACAAUAAUGGUCCAUUGGUACCGUAGGAAGACAAAUCUACACCAUAUAUGGGAUGACAUGAUUAUUGAUUCAGCUGUGAAGACAUUCUAUGGUUCAGAUCUUGCAAACAUGAUACAAGCCAUUCAGAAUAAUAUAACAGAUGAUUGGUCCAAUCAACUGCCACUAUGGGAAUAUUGUCAAAACAACCGCACAGUUUGUCCAGACCCAUGUAUAUAUAGAGUGAGAGAGAGAUGGAGGCUCUCACAGAGUCAUUCUUGUUUGUUGUGCAGAUAUGCUUCUGAAAGCGUUAGUUUGGCAUGCAAGUUUGCAUACAAGAAUGCCACACCUGGAAGCACUUUGGGAGAUGAUUACUUUCUUUCUCGGUUGCCUAUUGUGGAAAAAAGGCUUGCUCAAGGUGGCAUUCGAUUAGCUGCCACCCUCAACCGCAUUUUUGCUUCUCAAGGCAAGAGAGCUAAAGCAUGAGGAUAGAAGAGUUGGAGAAGUAUCUUCAAUGGAUAAAAUAGAGACGGGACAAAACAGACCAUUUAAUAUACAGCACAACCUUCCCCUUCACAACGCCUCAUGAACCAACCUGAUUUAUUAUCUCUUUCCCGUUUGCCAAUUCUCUGAAGCUUUCUGUAACAUGAACUGUUGACAUCAUCCCAUCAUGUUGCUGGGAUGCCUUUAUAUUCCAGAAUAUGCCUUGUUGCUAGCAAAUUAUCCAUGGAGAAAAUUUAUUUAGACCCGA